AUGGCCAUUGUGGACAACCAACUUGGAGACACGCAGCUGUAUCCUGAUCAACCUGGUGCCGGUGAGUGCACACCACGCAAGAAGGAAGCAGUGGAUCAGGACGCUGUGGCAGAGACAGUUGAAGUUAAAGACAGCCAAGACGGUUUGCCCCCUGCAGAAGCUGCUGCAGAAAGUGGAGGUGAAGAGCAGCCUGAUCAGGAAGCGGAAAAACCCGCUGAGGAAGUGCAACCCGCUGAGGAAGCGGCGCCAUCCGCUCCAAGUGCAGCCUCAGGACUGGCAGGCCAGGAGCCCAUGCCUGUUGAGCAGUUCGACUGGUCCACUUUGAAGAAGUUACCAGCCAACUACUGUGGAAGUUGCCGAAUGCCAGUGGAAGCAGAUCCCACCAAGAGGGUCACCAAGAAAGGGCAUGCAACGCUGAGUUGCAAGACGUGCCACAACGUCACGACAAUGCUUUACAAGCGCACCAACAUGCAGACCGUGGGCUUCAAGGACAUUCCACCUGCACAGGCUGCUGACUUCUUUCAGAAAGCUGGCCAGCUCUCUGAGAAGUACGGCAAACUGGAAUGGUCUCACCUCAAGGGACUGUUGCAGGACAAGCUGGUGGAGCAGGAGGUGCACAGGCAGACUGUUGCUGUGCGUGGCAAAUUUCUGCCGUUGUCUGUUUGGGAGCAGAAGGGCUUCGACACAGAUCGCAUUAAGCAGAAUGCCGAGAAGCAGAGAAGUGACAUCUUCGAUUGGGUUUACCGUGUGCCCAUCCUCGAGAUCAGCCACGAGAAAGUCACUGAAGAGGUGCGUCAGCGCUUGCUACAAGCUGAGCGCAAGGUGGGAAAGCGCAAAGCCAGCCAGCAAAUGGAAGACGAAGACGUUGUGGACUUGGAGGUUGACACGAAGGACUGGGACUCCAUCUCCUCAGAUGAUGGUUCUGGUGGGUCCAAAUCGAAGCCUAGAAAGGCAUGUGCACCCAAGGCAAAGAGCAAGACGAAGAAGGUGCCCCAGGAAAAGAAGGAUGAAGCCAAGAAGGCCAAUGCGGUGGUCCUUGGAAAUGCCAGGAAGGCUAUCAGGUUGUUGGAUCCUGUGGCCAAAGAAGCCAAAAAGGCUUGCAAGGACGUGAACUGCACGGAUGAGCUCAAAGCGGAGAUGGCCACUUCGGAGGGCAAGAUCUUGGAAGACAUCAGCUUGACGGUGCAGCAGGUGAAGGAGCUCGAUGCCAUGGUGAAGGGCAAGGCAUCGGCGGUCGUCGACUUGGCCAAGAUCUUGUCCAACAUGGGCGACGGAGCGGUGCAGAAGCUUGCUGAGGCGGCUGCCAGACGAGCCAAUGUGCCGUGGAUUUGCGGCUCUAGGCCCAUGGAUUUCAGCUUGUUGGAAAAGCACAUGGCGUUUGGAGGACAAGGACAUUGGCAAGUGGAGGAGACUGGUGGUGCGUCAUUAGCAGGUGACACUUGGGGAGCAAGCGCAAAUCGUGAAGAUGACCGUAUGGGGGGUAGUGACAAAAUCAGCGUGCCUGAAUUCUCAGGUGAAGAUGACAAAGAUGGCAUGGUGACCCGUGGCUAUCUUCGCAAGGUGGCAGCUUGGAGAAGAAUGACAAGGUUGAGGCCAAACAAACAGGCGCUGGCCUUGUACAACAACCUCACCGGCAGGGCAUGGAGGGAUGCUGAGGAGCUCGACUUAGCCUUGUUGGAUAGUGUGAACGGGGUUGAUGUCUUCACUCAAUGGGUUUCCGAGAAGUACCUGGACAAGGAGGUUGUCAAGGUUGGCAAAUGUAUGUUGGAGUUUUUCAAGCACCUCAAGAAGGGGUAUGGCCAGGAGAUUCGCGACUUCAACCAGGAGUAUGACAGGCAGGUCUCACGUCUUAAAGAAGUUGGUUGUAGCCUCCCUGACUUGUGCUUGGCUUGGCUCUAUGUGGACAAGCUCCGUCUUGAGAAUGGGGCGGAACUCAACCUCUUGUCUUCUACUGGAAAUAAGUAUGAACUCUCCAAGCUCCAAGAUGCUGCUGUGAUCCAAGAUCGCAUGAACCGCCGUCUUUGGGAACCUCGAAAGUACGGGGACAAGGACAAAAAGGGUUCACACCAUGCCCAUGUCACUGAGAACGCGGAGGCAGAGGAGGAUGACGAGGGCGACAUGUCGGAAGGUGAAGAUGAGAUGUUCCCUGAAAGCGACGAGGAGACCCAGGAGGCCUAUGUCACCUUUCAGAACGCCAAGUCCAAGUACCAGGCGCUGCUCAAAUCUCGGGGCACUGCGACGAAUCAGACCAGCAAGGAGGAUCGAAUCAAACAGGCCAAAGCCCGUUCAUACUGCUCAGCAUGCAAGCGUCGAGGCCAUUGGCAUCGAGAUCCAGAGUGUCCACUUUACAAGGGCAACAAAGGUCCUGCUCAACCUGCUCAGGUGUCUCAUGUUUGUGAGGUUUUUCAUGCUGGUCGCACCGAGACUGCCGAGAUUGUUGCGAUCACCGACAGUGCCUGCAGCCGUUCUGUGGCUGGAAGUGAGCGGAUCAAGCGCCUUCGUGAGAAUGCAUUGGCCAAAGGCCAUCACUUUGAAGUAGUCCCACAACAUGAGCAAUUCAAGUUUGGUGGAGACAAACUGUUUCUGUCGAAGAAAGCUUGGUGUUUUUGGCUGAACAUAUGUGGAAAGUGGUUUAUUUUGAAGGUGUCUGAAUUAGAUACCGAUGUGCCUUUGCUUUUGAGCCGCCCAGCAUUGGCUCAGUUGGGCAUGCGAUACGACUUGCCAGCCAACAUGGCAUCCUUUGAAGCACUCAAUUUGACUGAGGUGCCUUUGCAAACCACUUUGACCGGCCUCCCAGCUGUGCCGGUUGCUUCCAGUUCUAGCCCUGCCCCACGAUGGCCAAAGGGCAUCAAGUGGGACCUAGUUGAGAUCUUUGUACCGUCCGAGAAGGUGGCAUACAUGGUGCGUCAUGCGGGUGAUGUUGUGGAAGCCCCCAAGAAGCUGUUCUACCCCAAGAAGAUGGUGAUGUCCAAACCUGUUUCAGUAUGGAAGAUGCGGCGUGCGGAGCUUCUAGAAGCCUUGAUCGACAUGAACGUGAAGUACGACCCAAGCAUGACAGUGCCGGAGCUGAGGUCGAUCUACAUGGAGGCCCGUGGACCUCAAGGGAAAACUGGUUUGGGGUUGACAAAGUGCAGCGUCGACCAACUGAAGGAGCGGUGCUUGGAGGAGGGAUUGGAGAUACCACCAAAAGCCACACAGGGUCUUCUGAUGAGGAUGCUGCGCUACAGUAUGGAGACCACGGGAGACAGCGAGGUGACCUUCGGGCAGUACAAGAACUACUUGUUCAAGGAGGUGCCGAAGGACUACUUGGAGUGGGCCAUCACGGAAUGGAGCACGUCCAACCAGUGCAGCCCCGACCUGGCUCGUCUGGCUCGAUGGGCCGACCGUCAAAAGCAGGGAGUGGGCCGCGCUCAGGGCUACGGAGCCAAGUCCUCGAAGGACCCGGAGCUGACGGCAAAGACCAAACCACCCCCUGUGGUCCACAACGUUCGUCCUCGUGCACAGCCCAAGGAGAAGAACGUGACACCGGCGCGAAGAUCAAAGACCAGGCCUUUGGAGGAAUCCGACGAUUUCUCUAUGGUGUCUUCGGUGGACGGCCCCAUGUCUACAGAGGAGGAAAUUCACGAGCUGCAGGGACGGAAGUUUGGAGAGUCAGUGAAAACGAGUGACUAUGAGAAUGUGGACGUCUUCGGCAAGAGCACCGACCUCAAAGAUGUGGGGGGAUCAUCACUGGCCUAUGUGACUGAGAAUAACAAGGUUUCAAGCUAUGAGGUGGGCAGGGUUCCACACUAUGAGGAUGAGUAUAACCUGGCCGCUGAUGAGCCCUACGGCAAACAUGUCCCUGAGGCGAUGGAGUUCCAGCUCAUCUACGGUGGUGACUACAAGGAAACCCGGAAGCUGUUAAAAGAUGAGAUGCGCUGCAAUGUCAAGAAGAAGGUGAAGUCAUGGGUGGCCAAAGUCAUGAUUGCUUUGGCAACUUUGGUCGCUGUAUGGGCGUUUCCUUUGCACGCUCCUGCACCUCACCUCAUUCCCAAUGCUGAGGAUGUGACGAACUCCAACACCACGGAUCACUGCCGUGAAUUCCCUUGGAUGGAGCCGCCUCGCACCAAGUGGAGCACGUGGCAAUGUUUAGACCGUAUCUACACCUACGAGUUCUGCGGAGCUUUGGGGGAAUGCCACAAGUCCGAGAUUGUGCCCAGAUGUUGGACGUCCUUUCCUGCUAUUGGAGAUGGGGAGCUCAGCGAUGCCCAUGAACCUAGUACACCUUUGCAGGGAUCAGAUAUCUUCGUGGAUGGUAGUGGAAACGACAUCAAGGACAUCUUCGACCUCCAGAACAUGCAUGGCAUCUUCGUCUUGCAGGCCUUGGGAUGGAGGGGCAUGAGUUGCUGGUUUUACCAUUGUCCAGCGAACCUCUGUGCAAUGAUGCGGUGA
This is a messenger RNA of Cladocopium goreaui, 4431 nucleotides long. Lineage: Eukaryota; Dinophyceae; Suessiales; Symbiodiniaceae. The record is from the annotation of a GenBank genome assembly.